Molecule: messenger RNA, 2712 nt
Organism: Poeciliopsis prolifica (blackstripe livebearer)
Lineage: Eukaryota; Metazoa; Chordata; Actinopteri; Cyprinodontiformes; Poeciliidae
Gene: nox5
Product: NADPH oxidase, EF-hand calcium binding domain 5
Exons: 17
Coding region: 171-2522 (783 amino acids)
Biological process (GO): superoxide anion generation; defense response
Cellular component (GO): NADPH oxidase complex; plasma membrane
Molecular function (GO): superoxide-generating NAD(P)H oxidase activity; calcium ion binding
Source: RefSeq, a predicted model, not a curated record
GUGUGCGUGUGUGUGUCGGGCAGCGGCGGCUCAGUGGGCGGCAGGAUGUCGGCUCCAGCUGACCAGCAUCAGAACAGCAGCAGGAGAAGCAGAACCAGACGAAGGCGAUCCGGAGCAGCGGCAGAACCCGAGCCGGACGGAGCCACUUCCACUGCAGCAGGGUUUUAAUCAUGAGUGUGGAUGAAGAUUCCCGCUGGCUGGAGUGGGUAACCAAACAGUUUGAGACCAUCGCUGGAGACGACAAAGAAAUCGACAUCGACGAGUUUAAAACUGCGCUCAAAGUCAAAGAGUCUUUCUUUGCCGAGCGUUUCUUUGCUCUGUUUGACUCGGAUGGCAGCGGAUCCAUCAGUCUCGAUGAGCUGCUCAAAGCUCUGAACCUCCUCAUCCACGGCGACGAGACCGACAAGCUGCGCUUCCUGUUCCAGGUCUACGACGUCGACGGCAGCGGUUCCAUCGACCCAGACGAGCUGAGAACGGUUCUGAAGUCGUGUCUACAGGAGAGCGCCAUCUCUCUGCCAGAAGAGAAACUGGACGACCUGACACUGGUUCUGUUCGAGUCUGCAGACAAAGACAACAGCGGCUCCAUAACCUUCGAAGAACUGAAAGCUGAGCUGGAAAACUUUCCGGAGGUGAUGGAGAAUCUGACCAUCAGCGCCGCUAACUGGCUGAAACCGCCUGAUCAGGAGCAGAAGAAGCCUCAGACGCCCCGGUACCUGACCCGGGCCUACUGGCAGAACAAUAGCCGGAAGCUCCUGUUCCUGUGUGGCUACGUUCUGCUCAACCUCAUGCUGUUCAUCGCCGCCAUGUUGUACCACCGCAAAGGCGGCGGCUGGUUCAUGCUGGCCAAGGGCUGCGGCCAGUGCCUGAACUUCAACUGCACCUUCGUCAUGGUGUUGAUGCUGCGACGCUGUCUUACGUGGCUCCGGGCCACCUGGGUGGUCAGAGUCCUUCCUCUGGACCAGAACAUCCUGCUGCAUCAGAUCGUCGGCUACGCCAUCCUCUUCUUCACACUCGUGCACACAGCGGCACACAUCAUCAACUUUGCCCGGAAGUCGCAGAGCGGGGAGUUCAGCCUGUGGGAGUACCUGCUGACCACCAGGCCGGGGAUCGGCUGGGUGAAGGGGACCUCGUCGCUGACCGGGGUCAUCCUGCAGCUGCUUAUCUGCCUCAUGGUUUUCUGCUCCAGCACCUUCGUCCGUCGCAGCGGACACUUCGAGGUGUUCUAUUGGACUCACCUGUCUUACAUCUGGGUUUGGAUCCUCCUCAUUAUUCAUUGUGCAAACUUCUGGAAGUGGUUUGUGGUUCCAGGCUUCGUCUUCUUGCUGGAGAAGAUCGUGGGAAUCGCCGUGUCUCGUAUCGGAGGCCUUUACAUCGUAGAAGUCAACCUGCUGCCAUCCAAGGUGACUCACCUGGUGAUCAGGCGACCCCAGUUCUUCCAGUUUAAACCUGGAGAUUACAUCUACAUCAACAUCCCAGUGAUUGCCAAGUACGAGUGGCACCCGUUCACCAUUAGCAGCGCCCCCGAGCAGCCAGACACUAUGUGGUUACAUGUGCGCUCCAUGGGCCAGUGGACCAACCGGCUGUACGAAUACUUCAGACAGCCAGAGAGCCAGGCGGUUUGUCCCAAGCGGCUGGCCACCAGUCUGCGGAAGCGGCGCCAGGAGAAGAGACAGCAGAAGGACCAGAUGUUCCUCUCCUCAGAGUCACAGAAAUCUGUGGCUUCGAACCAGGUUGACACCAUUGAGCUGACGAUGUUCCGGCAGAACGGGUCGCAGUCCGGAUCGGCUUCAGACCCAGAGAUUCUGGUGGAGUUACCUCUGGAGGAGCCUGAGCUGACAGAAAGAGGAGAGGUCACACCGCUCAGAGAGGUUUCUGCCAAGGCUGGUGAGAAUCACCGAUUCUGCAACAUAAAGUGUUACGUAGAUGGACCGUACGGGACUCCGACCCGGCAGAUCUUCGCCUCGGAACACGCUGUGCUAAUCGGAGCAGGAAUAGGAAUCACGCCUUUUGCCUCCAUCCUGCAAAGCAUCAUGUACCGGUACCGCAUGAGGAAGCACACCUAUCCCAACUGUAGCUCCUCAGGGUGUGAAAACGUUAAAGACAGCGACAUGAGGCUGCGUAAGGUCGACUUCAUCUGGAUCAAUAGAGACCAGAAGUCCUUCGAAUGGUUUGUUAGUUUGCUGACUAAGCUGGAGAUGGAGCAGGCGGAUGGGGAGCCGGAAGGUCAGUUCCUGGAAAUGCACAUGUACAUGACCUCAGCGCUCAGCAAGAACGACAUGAAGGCCAUCGGCCUGCAGAUGGCGCUCGACCUUCUAGCCAAGAAAGAGGAGAAAGACUCAAUCACAGGUCUGAGGACCAGAACUCAGCCAGGCCGACCCGAAUGGGAGAAGGUUUUCCAGAAACUGUCAGAGGAAAACAAAGGAAAAGUUCACGUGUUUUACUGCGGCGCUCCGGCUUUGGCUAAAGUCAUCAAAGCUCAGUGUGAACACUUCGGCUUCAACUUCUACAAGGAAAACUUCUGAGGAUGUCUUUGUUCGUUUGAUUUUAUAUUUCUAUUAGCAUAAAACCUGACAGAACACCAGCUAAAGGAAGCAAACUGCAGUCCCACUAAAGAUUUAAGACUUUUUUACUUAGAGUUAAGUUUUAGGGAUUAAGUUAUAAUGCUUAAAGUCUGCUCUGUAAAUGGAAUAUGCCUAAAUAUAAAUUAUGGUU